UUGUCAUUAGUAUUCUCGAAAGAGUAGAGUCGAUUCCGUGAAUUGUUACAAAAAAUAAAAUUUUGAAGCGAUAAUCAGACAAAUUUUAUACUACUAAAAGGAAUUGAUUGUGAAACGACACGACAGUUCACCAAGAAAACGUAGAAAUUGGAAAGUGAGGAAAUAGGAGGACGCAAAACGGAAUAACUUCCGGUAAGCGGAGCUAGUUCACUCCACGGCCUGUACCUUAACAACAACUUCUUCUGUCAGUGAGUAGCUACAAUAUGGACAGUAGAAAUGUCAUCGUUUGCGAUAACGGCACUGGGUAUGUCAAGUGUGGCUUUGCGGGUGAGAAUUUUCCCACAUCUGUAUUCCCUUGUGUUGUGGGGAGGCCAAUGCUAAGAUAUGAAGAAUCCCUCAUGGAACAAGACUUGAAGGAUAUUAUUGUGGGAGAUGAUUGCUUGAAGUUGCGCCAUCAGUUAGAUAUAUCUUAUCCUGUCAACAAUGGAAUUGUGCAAAACUGGGAUGAUAUGGGUAAUGUGUGGGAUCAUGCAUUUUACAAUGAACUGAAGGUAGAUCCAACAGAAUGCAAAAUUCUUCUGACAGAUCCACCUCUCAACCCAUCUAAAAAUCGUGAAAAGAUGGUAGAAACAAUGUUUGAGAAGUACAACUUUGCUGGUGUCUUCAUCCAAAUUCAAGCCGUUCUAACAUUGUAUGCUCAAGGUUUGCUGACUGGGCUGGUCAUCGACUCAGGUGAUGGAGUUACACAUGUUGUUCCUGUUGUUGAUGGAUACUCAUUUCCUCAUCUCACGAAAAGAAUGAAUGUUGCUGGACGCCAUAUAACGUCUUGUAUGGUUGAUCUGCUACUUCGGAGAGGGUAUGCAAUGAAUAGGAGUGCCGAUUUUGAGACUGUCAGGGACAUUAAAGAAAAGUUGUGCUACAUUAGUUAUGAUUACAAGAGAGAAUAUCAGUUGGGGCUUGAGACUACUAUUCUUGUUAAGAAUUAUACUCUUCCAGAUGGGAGGGUACUUAAAGUUGGCACAGAGAGGUUCCAGGCACCUGAGGCUCUUUUUACUCCAGAUCUUAUUGAUGUUGAAGGUGAUGGCAUGGCUGACAUGGUAUUUCGUUGUAUCCAGGAGAUGGAUAUUGACAACAGGAUGAUGCUCUACCAACAUAUUGUUUUGAGUGGCGGAAGUACUAUGUAUCCUGGCUUACCUAGUCGGCUUGAGAAAGAAAUUUUGGACCGCUACCUUGAUGUUGUUCUGAAGGGGAACAAAGAUGGUUUGAAGAAAUUGCGCUUACGAAUAGAAGAUCCACCAAGAAGAAAGCAUAUGGUGUAUCUCGGAGGUGCGGUGCUUGCAGGAAUUAUGAAGGAUGCCCCUGAGUUUUGGAUCAAUAGACAAGAUUAUUUAGAAGAGGGAGUUGCAUGCUUAAGCAAGUGUGGCCAGGCAUGAUUUUCAUGUCCAUCACUUGCUUAAGGUUUUUUGCUAACAUUACAAAAGAACGUGGAAUAUACAGCGAAGACAUGCUGGCGACGACUGUGAAUGAAGAAGCUCUUGUAUUGUAUUUAACUUGAAAAUUCUCAAAGUGAUAGGAAAUGUUAUCCUUGAAUGUUUUUUGCUGCAUCUGUAGUUUAUCUUAGUUGAACGGGACUUCGUAAGGGCUUGAAUUUGUACAGUCAAUACUGAAUUAAAAGAUUGCUCGACUUCUUUUCAUUCCCUGUCAACCCCUUUUGUGAAGUUUAUCAAAUGUGAGCUCAAACAUAAGCAGCUUAUCGCGUAAACUGGUGCAGGCAGAAGAGGUUGUGAACUAAUUCUCAAAUAUAUUACAGCUUGAGGUAUAUUGGAUGUUUGUUGAA
This is a messenger RNA of Capsicum annuum, 1837 nucleotides long. RefSeq names its product actin-related protein 2. Gene Ontology annotation, biological process: Arp2/3 complex-mediated actin nucleation. Gene Ontology annotation, cellular component: actin cortical patch; Arp2/3 protein complex. Gene Ontology annotation, molecular function: actin filament binding. The record is from RefSeq and is a predicted model, not a curated record. The transcript has 15 exons. Bases 264 to 1433 code for a protein of 389 amino acids. Lineage: Eukaryota; Viridiplantae; Streptophyta; Magnoliopsida; Solanales; Solanaceae.